This is a messenger RNA of Sebastes umbrosus (honeycomb rockfish), 5918 nucleotides long. It is a transcript of the gene jak3, whose product is annotated as Janus kinase 3 (a protein tyrosine kinase, leukocyte). The transcript has 24 exons. The coding region runs from base 131 to 3463 and encodes 1110 amino acids. NCBI's taxonomy places the organism in Eukaryota, Metazoa, Chordata, Actinopteri, Perciformes, Sebastidae. Gene Ontology annotation, cellular component: cytosol; cytoskeleton; membrane. Gene Ontology annotation, molecular function: ATP binding; cytokine receptor binding; non-membrane spanning protein tyrosine kinase activity. Gene Ontology annotation, biological process: cell surface receptor signaling pathway via JAK-STAT; cytokine-mediated signaling pathway; intracellular signal transduction. The record is from RefSeq and is a predicted model, not a curated record.
CUUCCUGUCAGAAACAGACGCACACACAAACAUACAGCAUCAACGUAGAAGUGAAAGAAGAAAGUCCUGGAUUACAGGAAGAAAUGAUCGCGAUUAGGAUUUCUGCUGUAUAAAUGUAAAAGAAGUACCCAUGAAUCUCAGUGAGGAGGACUUGGCCCCUCUGGUGAUCAGAGACCGGGGAGGCAGCCAGAGGUCCAGUUCUAGCACUGGUCCCAGUUUACAAGUACACCUCUACUUCUUCCCAGCCACAAAGGAUGCCACAACAAUUCACAUUUCAUCUGGCCAAAUCUCUGCUGAAAAUGUCUGCAUUGAAGCAGGCAAAAAAUGUGGAAUCUUACCCGUGUACCAAAGUCUUUUUGGCUUGGCAUCUGCCGAUCUUUCGUUUUGGUAUCCUCCAUCGCACAUGUUCAACACAGAAGAAAACUUACAAGUCCACUUCAGAGUCAGGUUUUUCUUUGGAAACUGGUUUGGACAGGGACCAAGAACAUCGUACCGCUACAGUCUGACCAGAGACAGUGUCAGUCCAGUGCUUGACUACAGUGUCAUUGAUUAUCUCUUUACUCAGUUGCGAAGUGACUUUAUUGCUAGUGAGGCAGGAGUGUGUCCACCUUUGAGUACCCAAGAGGAAUGCCUCGGCCUUGCAGUGCUGGACUUGUGGAGAAUGGCUAAAGAGCGCCAUCAGAGUGUAAGAGAGCUCUGCAAAAGUGUCAGCUACAAAUCAUGCCUUCCUAAGUCACAUCGCCAUGACAUCCAGAGACGAAACCGCCUGGAUCGUUAUCGAAUCCGAAACACCCUCAAGCGUUUCUUAAAGAAGCUUGGCAGCUGCUCGGUUGAUGAGUGUUGCUUGAAGCUGAAGUACCUGAUUGAACUGGCUGGCAUCGAGCCCUCUCUAGGGAGCGAAACGUUCCAAGUGAAUCCUUCUUCCUCCCCUUCAAAGUCAACUUUCUCUCAUGUGCGGGUCACCGGGGAAGGUGGAAUUGAAACCGGUGGAAGUUGUAAUCCUGAUGAUGCCCUGGAGUGGCAAACCUUCUGUGAUUUUAAAGAAAUCAUCGACAUCAGUAUAAACAGGGUAUGCCAUGAGCAGGUUCCCCAAGACAGCAGGAUGGUGACAAUAACUCGUAAAGAUGACAUAUGCUUGGAAGCCAACUUCCAGAGUCUCAAGGAAGCACUUUCAUUUGUGUCUCUUGUUGAUGGCUACUUCAGACUGACCACAGACUCUAGCCACUACUUCUGUCAAGACAUUGCUCCUCCAAGUAUUCUGGAGGGGAUCAAAAACCACUGUCACGGCCCAAUCACAUCAGAGUUUGCAGUCAACAAGUUGAAAAAGUCAGGAUUUAAAGGUGGGACAUUCCUUCUCCGACGGAGUCCCAAAAUCUAUGACAACUUCUUCCUCACUGUUUGUGUUCAGACUCCACUUGGACUUGACUAUAAAGACUGUCUCAUUAUCAAGAAUGAGCAAUACAGUCUUCCUGGUGUCCACAAAUCAUUUCCCAGCUUGAGAGAGCUCACCAGCUAUUACCAACACAACAAGCUGCUACUGGCUGAAGUACCUGUCAAGUUGACCCGCUGCUGUCCACCCCGACCCAAAGAGCUCACAAAUCUGAUCAUCAUACGCAGCAGCAGCUCUCUAGAAGCUCAAGGGUCUCCAACACCUGAAAGGAACAAAUUCAGUCAUAUCCAGUUCCACAUGAUCAAAUAUGAAGACUUGAAAUGGGAUGAAAGCCUCGGACAGGGAUCCUUCACUCGAAUUUUCAAAGGCUACAAAACAGACAUUCACGAUGGGAAGAAACACGUGACAGAUGUUUUCCUGAAAGAGCUCGACGGCGGUCAUAAAAGCUGCUGGGAGUCAUUCUUUGAAGCUGCCAGCUUGAUGAGUCAGAUUUCACACAAACACCUCCUCCAUGUAUAUGGUGUUAGUAUUCAUGGAGUCAAAAACAUCAUGGUGCAGGAGUUUGUUGAGUAUGGGGCCCUCGACCUUUACUUGAAAAGAGGGAGAUCUGUGUCAGUGAGCUGGAAACUUGACGUAGCCAAACAGCUCGCGUCUGUCCUCAAUUUUCUGGAAGAAAAGAACAUUGUUCAUGGAAAUAUCUGCGCCAAAAAUCUGCUGCUGGCCAGAGAAGGUGACCCAUCGCAGGGCAGCUCUCCUUUCAUCAAGCUGAGCGACCCGGGUAUCAGUGUGGCCAUGCUGGGCAAGGAUGUGAUCCUGGACAGGAUCCCCUGGGUGGCACCUGAGGUGGUGGACAACCCGGACAACCUGACGCUGGAGUGUGAUAAGUGGAGCUUUGGUGCCACUGUGUGGGAAAUCUUCAACAGUGGGAACACUCCGCUGCAAGGCUGGGACUUGGACCUGAAGCGGGAGUUUUAUGAGAGCUUCCAGCAGCUACCUCCCUCCCAGUGGACAGAGCUAGCUGAUCUGGUCAGUCAGUGUAUGGACUACCAGGCAGCCUUCAGACCCUCCUGUCGCAGUAUCAUCCGUCAACUCAACAGUCUGAUCACUUCAGACUACGUGAUACUUCACGCCACCGAGCCCGUCACACAGAGCCCUAUGUGGAGAGCCCUCAGCCCUGCUAAACAUGACCAGCCAUUGUUUGAGGAGAGACACCUACGCUACAUCUCCCCUCUGGGGAAAGGAAACUUUGGCAGCGUUGAACUUUGCCGUUAUGACCCGUUGGGCGAUAACACCGGUGAGCUAGUGGCUGUGAAGAAGCUGCAGACCAACAAGCAGUUGACCAUGGAAGACUUCAAGAAGGAGGUCCACACCCUCAGCGUUUUUCACUCUGACUACAUCGUCAAAUACAGAGGAGUCUGCUACAGCGCGGGUCGCCUCACUAUGAGUUUGGUGAUGGAGUACCUGCCCCACGGCAGUCUUAUUGGCUACUUGGAGAGUAACCGACACAACGUCAACACCAGGCGGAUGCUGCUUUUUGCUUCUCAGAUCUGUAUGGGGAUGGAAUACCUGCAGAACCUGCGUUAUGUGCACAGAGACCUCGCAGCCAGAAAUAUCCUUGUGGCCAGUGAGUCGCUGGUGAAAAUCGCUGAUUUUGGGUUGACCAAGGUUAUUCCUUUUGACAAGGAGUACUACAGAGUCGCACAGCCUGGAGAGAGCCCCAUUUUCUGGUAUGCUCCAGAGUCCAUCAAUGAGUCCAGAUUUUCCCACAAGUCAGAUGUCUGGAGUUUUGGAGUCGUUCUUCAUGAGCUCUUCUGCUACUGCGACACAAACUCCAACCCAAAAAGACUAUGUAUGCAGGGGAUUGGACACAAUGUGCAGGGUCCAUCCAUUUCGAUGCGUCUGGCAAAUAUUCUUAAGGAUAACUGGAGGUUGCCGGCUCCUCCAAACUGCCCACCCAAGGUGUACAGUUUGAUGAAGCAGUGCUGGGCAUACGACUUUGAGGAGCGGCCGAGUUUCUCUGACCUGGGAAACCAAAUUGAAACUAUCAUGCAGGAUGAGAGAGAGAACCUUUAAGUCUGUCAAAGAUCAUUGUUGCACAUCGCAGUUCAGUUCACACAGGUAUCACACUCAGCAGUGGACAAUAUCCAGUUGUGUAAGCAUUUACAUGCUGACUUGUUAUCGACCAUCUUAUAGGCUACUCCCUAAACACACAGGUAAAGCUCACUUUAUGCCCCUCUCCCAGUCCUAUAAUGUACAAAGACCAGUGGUGGAAUGAAACUCAUUUACGCAUUUACUCAAGUACAAGUACAAAUUUGAGGUAGGCUACUUGAACUUUACUUUGUAUUUCCAUUUUAUGCAACUUAAUACUUCUACUCCACUACAUCUCUGUAGUGUAUAUUGUACUUUUUACUCCACUACAUUUGCCUGCCAGCAAAUUAGUUCAUUUACAGAUUACAUUUUUAUUUUUUUGUUACAACUUUUCAUGUCCAGGGGGAACAAAAAGAAGUUGAUUUUGAAUGUUUGUGAUAAACUGAAGGAUGAAGUGUUCCUUUAUGUGUUGAGAAAAUUCUCCUAGUUCUUAAGUUAAACUAUUUAAAAAACCCUUUUGGAUCAUCUGGAAAAUGCAUUGCCACAAAGCUGAAACGGCUGUUUUUCUGAGCUCAGAAAAAUUUGACUUUUUAGAGAGAAGCGGUUCUCACAGGACAGUGGCGCUACAAACAUAUGCUGAUUGUAUAGAAUAUGAUGCAAUGCUGCAGAUUAAACUGCCCAACAGUAAAUAAAGGAGUUAAAAUUAGCACAAACUCUGACAUCUACAGCAGUAAAAUGCAAUAUACACUUUAAUGCAGCAGUCAUAAUAAUCCAAAAAUACCAUAAUAGUAAAACACUGACGGAACAUUUUGCUCAAGGCUCACAUUUCUAAAGAAUCAAUUAUGAAAUUAUUUUGGGCAACAACAGUUCAACAAUGAUAUUUAGCUUGAACUCGUUCCUCAUGCCAGAAUUAUAUUAGUAUAAAUACAAUACUGUAUAUUUUAUAAAAUGCAAGGUACACUUUAUUGGGCACUGCAAAGAAUGUAUUAGACAAAAUGUAUGACUUUUACAUCGGUGUCUAAAGGGGUCAAAGUAUUACAGAAACUGAAAACUGCAUUGGCAUUUAAUAUUUUCCUUUUUGCAUUUAUACUGUAGUAGUGUAGUAUUGCAGUGAAUAAUUUGUUGUAUUUUGUAGUCUUACUUACAUCCUCUAAUUUACACAGUGUUUUAAAAAAAGCAAUUCUGUGGCGGCAGCGUUUGUAAAUAUUUAUUGACAACACUGAAUCCAGUUCUUUGUAAUCCCUGAAGCACUGAUGCAUCUUAAAUACAUGGCUGAAACAAAAGAAUGAAAAAAUAAUUUGUGUUUAUAAAAAAUGUAUCUACAAGGAGUUUACAAAGUACAAAAAUAAUCUUUUUAGCCAUGCUAGUAGUGUGGCUCUAGGGAUGAUCUGUUGGUUGGCCAGUCCGCCACUUUGGUCCAAAUUGAAAAUUCAAUAUAAAUUAUUGCAUGGAUUGCCAUGAAAUUUGUUACAGAUAUCUAUGUUCUCUAAAGGAGGAAUCCUGAUGACCUUGGGCAUCCCCUGACUUUUCCUGUUUAUCCACCAAAAGGUUCAUAUUUGUAGUUUUGAGGGAAAUAUCUCUGCAACUUGUUAGCGUUGCCGUUGCAUUGUCAUUGUGAGCAUGAGCAUGAGCAGCUAGCAUGGCUGCAGACUUGUUUCAGCUCACAGUGUCCCAAAAAAACAAAACGAUACCUUCCUCGGAUGCACUGACACAAGGCUAAUGUGAAUAUCUGACACCUUGUAAAAUUUGCUGUUUUGUUUUUUCAAGCUCCAUGAACUGAUUAAGCAGCCCGUUCUCAUCCGGCGUUUGGUACCGCCGCACACGCCAUCCUUUAGUGCACGUAUGAAACGCAUCAGUCUUUCCAUUAACUAUAAUGUAAACCCAUCCACGGCAACAGUAAACGCUCCGAGAAAGAGCGGCAGGAGUGUGGUGACGUAGUUUUAAGAGCGAAAGAGACACACUAUGCGGGUGAGAGAGGAGGUGGACGGGUCCAACAACACAAGGCUUUCAUCCAGGGGCCCGCUGUUCAUGUCCUGUGCGUCAUGUUACAAUCAGCUGUUCGUUAGGGUCCCGUGCUCACAACGCUCAGUGUCAUUUUCACUGUACAAACGUAGUAGUUUUAAGCCCAACCAUGUCUUUCUUUCCUAAACCCAACUAUAGUGGUUUUGUUGCCUAAUCCUAAAGCGACGCCAUGGGUAACUAUAGUGGUUUUGAUGCCGAAAAUAAAGUGACGCCAAGGGGCGUAACAAAGCGGUGGUAUGUGACGAGUUGGGAUGAGAACGCUGCAACUACUGAAAUCUUAACAACCAGAAGUUUUCACUUUGCAUAAAGCUUUUCAUAGGUUUAGGACCACUGACAAGAGACAAUGUUCUAAUAUCUUAUUAUCCAUUUUGUCAUUGUAAUACAACAAACAAUAAAGAUGAUUAUAUGAAUGAAUGAA